This is a messenger RNA of Oryza sativa Japonica Group (Japanese rice), 1576 nucleotides long. RefSeq names its product short-chain dehydrogenase TIC 32 B, chloroplastic. Lineage: Eukaryota; Viridiplantae; Streptophyta; Magnoliopsida; Poales; Poaceae. The record is from RefSeq and is a predicted model, not a curated record.
CAACUGUACUCACUCACUCACUCACUCACUAUUUAUACCCAGCUCAGCUCAUCUUCUUCUCCGACGAGAUGCGACGACUUCUCUUCGAUCUCGCGCCAACUCAUCACCGCCAUAGCUUAGCUUAGCUUAACCAUAAUUAAGCUAGCUUAGCUUAGCCAUGCUGACCUCGCUGAGAUACCUGGCCGGCACGGCGGGGGCGAGCGGCUUCGGGUCGCGCGCCACCGCGGAGGACGCCACCGCGGCCUGCUCCGACCUCCGCCACAUCACCGCCAUCAUCACCGGGGCGACGUCGGGGAUAGGGGCGGAGACGGCGAGGGUGCUGGCGAAGCGAGGGGCGAGGCUGGUGCUGCCGGCGAGGAGCCUCAAGGCGGCGGCGGAGGCGCGGGCGCGGCUGCUCGCCGAGUGCCCCGCCGCCGCCGGCGACGUGGUGGUGAUGCCGCUGGACCUCAGCUCGCUCGCCUCCGUCCGCCGCUUCGCCGCCCGAUUCCUCGCGCUCGGCCUCCCUCUCAACCUCCUCAUCAACAACGCCGGCAAGUUCGCCGACCGAUUCGCCUUGUCCGACGACGGCGUCGAGAUGACCUUCGCCACAAACUACUUGGGGCACUUCCUGCUGACGAAGCUGCUGAUGGAGAAGAUGGCGGAGACGGCGGCGGCGACCGGCGUCGAGGGCCGCAUCGUCAACGUAUCCUCCACAAUCCACAGCUGGUUCGCCGGCGACGACGCCGUCGGCUACAUCGACGCCGUCACGCGCAGGAAGAUGUGCGUAGAACCGUACGAUCCGACGAGAGCCUACGCGCUCUCCAAGCUGGCCAACGUUCUCCACACGAGGGCACUCGCGGAUCGGCUCAAGGAGAUGAAAGCCAACGUGACGGCAAACUGCGUCCACCCUGGUAUCGUCAGGACCCGGCUCAUCCGAGAACGCGACGGCCUUGUCACCAAUACAGUCUUCUUCCUGGCGUCCAAGCUGCUCAAGACGAUCCCUCAGGCGGCGGCGACGACGUGCUACGUGGCGGUGCACCCGGCGGUGGCCGGAGUGUCCGGCAAGUACUUCGCCGACUGCAACGAGGCGUCGCCGUCGAGGCUGGGAUCCAACGCCGACGAGGCCGCCAAGCUGUGGAGAUUCUCCGACGAGGUCGCUGCGGAGGAGAAGGAGGAGAGUGUUCAUGCCGGCAGCUUCAGGCUCCAGGUUCAGAGCUCCAAUGCAGACCGUGGCUUGGCUUUCGCCUAGCUAGCAAGAUCAUCAGUUCAGUUCAUCAUCACCAGAAGAAGAAAAAAAAUUAAUCCAAUUUUGAUCGCCGACGCCCGACAAAUUCAAAGAGAUUCAUCACAGAGCCUGGAAGAAAAUUCAAGUUAGAUUGUCAGUUUCAGAAACCAGAGGAGUAAUUACAGAGAGUAAAAACACUAGAGUAUAAUGGUAUAUGUAUACUGUAAUCUGAGUUUAGAUGUAAGAUAAUAUGUUAGAUAUGUAUAAGAAUAUGCUAGAUGUAAAUAUAUACAUACAAUUACACCAUAUGUAUAAUAUCGUGAUAUAUGCUGUAUCAUGUUUCAUGUUAUAAAACGUUUUGACUUCUUUCAA